AUGCCCACAGACACUCGUGCUGCAAGCGCACAACUUGUUUCAUAUAUCUCGGCAUUGCGAGACCGAGGCGAGUUCACUGACCUUGUCUUUUACCAUGACAUCGAAAGCUUCGAUGUUCACCGCGUUGUUGUUUGUGCCCAGUCCAAAGUCCUUCACAAGGCGUGCACUAGAGGGUUUGAGGAGGAAUUUACUGGCGUCAUUCAAAUGGGGCACGUGCCCCACCUUAAGCUCAAGCGAAUAGUCAGCUUCCUCUACAACGCGAAUUAUAAUGACGACCUACCAGAUAGAGCAGACAUAUCUCCGCUCCAACUCCAUGCCCAAAUGUUUUCACUAGCGGAUCAGUACGACAUUUCGAACUUAGAUACCUUAGCUGCGGAGAAGUACCUUUCUAAAUGCACAUUAUCCUGGGCGCCUCUAGAGUUCUUGACGUCGAUUCCCAACAUAUACACAACCACGCCUAGUAGUGUCAGACGGUUGCGCGAUAUUGCAUGCAUGAUAAUCCAAAAACAUUUACCGAAAAUGCUCAGUAAUAAGGAUGUCGCAGAUAUUAAUCCUUUGUACGGGCACUGCACAUCAUGUGGCCCGAGUCAACCAAUGGAAGCCCUUCAAGCAAGGUGUAAGCAAUCUAAGAGGGGAAAUUCAGGGUUUGGCUUUUACCAUUCCUGA
Molecule: messenger RNA, 666 nt
Organism: Alternaria atra
Lineage: Eukaryota; Fungi; Ascomycota; Dothideomycetes; Pleosporales; Pleosporaceae
Exons: 4
Coding region: 1-666 (221 amino acids)
Molecular function (GO): protein binding
Source: RefSeq, a predicted model, not a curated record